AUGGACGACAAAAAGGUAGUCGCUCUUGCGACCACGUCAGAGGUUGAAUCAACUGCCCUCCACCCUGGCGAACUCGAGUACACUGAAGAGGAAGUGACGCGCGCCCGCCGCAAGGUCGACUUUCGUGUCCUGCCCCUUGUGGUUUUGAUGUUCUGUUUUCUCCAAUUUGAUCGCAGUAACAUCGGAAACGCACUGACGGACACCCUUGCCAAGGACGUUGGCAUCAAUACCUCGGACAUCAACCUGGGCCAAACCAUCUUCACACUCGGCAUCUUCGCCCUCGAACUACCGUCCAACAUUGUUGCCCAGCGCUGGGGGCCACAGAAGUGGAUCCCCCUUCUCGAGAUUGCGUGGGGAGCAGUCACCAUGGGUCAAGCGGCAAUGCGUUCCCGCUCUGGAUUUUUGACUACUCGCUUCCUUCUCGCAGCAUUCGAAGCAGGCUUUAUACCAGGCAUGGCAUGGUAUUUGACCGGUCUCUAUCGCACCAAAGAGCUUGCUUUCCGCCUCGCCAUAUUCUGGUCAGCCAACAGCAUUGCUGGCAUGGUUUCGGGUGUUCUCGCGCUGGGCCUGUUGAGUGCAGGUUCCGGGUCGCACCUCGACGGAUGGCAAGUGCUCUUCCUCACCGAAGGCGGCGGGACCAUCCUGGUGGCCAUUCUCGGCGGGCUCCUCCUCCCGGCAAGUGUGUUUGACAGUGACCGCCCCGGCCGCUCGCUUGUAGGCCGCGUGGUGUUUUCGGAGCGCGACGCUGCAGUUCUCGCAGCAGCCCUGACCCACGAGGACCCCAGGAUGCUCACGCGCGCAACACAACGAGCCACCCCCAAAGACAUCCGGGAUACACUGUUGGACUGGCGAAUCUACGUUCACGUCAUCUCGGCCUUCUUGAGCAGCGUCAUGUUCACCCCGUUCAACACGUAUGGGCCCUCGUUAGUUAAGAGCCUGGGAUACAAGGGCUACACUGCGAACGGCAUGGUUGCCCCAGGCAGUGCCUUGGCCCUCAUCUUUUCGUUCCUCCUUGCAUACUUCUCCGACCGCACGCGGGAGCGAGCCCUGUUCAUUGCGGUAGCGAUGCUCGCCUCCGGUGCUGGCUGUUUAUGGCUCGCUCUUCCACCCGUAGGAACCCCCAAGGGCGUCCUAUAUGCCGGAUACUUGGCAACAGUGGGGACUAUGGGUUCAGCCCAAGGUAUCAAUGCUGCGUGGCUUUCAUCUCGAAUGCCUGAGCGAAAGCGUCCCAUUGCCCUUGCACUUUAUGUGAUGGGAAUCCAACUCGCCGGAUUUGCGGGCUCCAACAUAUUCAAGGCGAACGACGCUCCGCGCUACCGCCAUGGGCUGACCAUCUGCGCCGGGUGCGUGUUUGCGGGGGCGGUUGUGGUGCUCCUGGGUAAACUCGCGUAUGCGUGGGAUGACAAGGAGAAGCCUGCACACGAGAAGGGUCUCCAGUAA
Messenger RNA from Apiotrichum porosum, 1440 nucleotides. RefSeq lists its product as uncharacterized. NCBI's taxonomy places the organism in Eukaryota, Fungi, Basidiomycota, Tremellomycetes, Trichosporonales, Trichosporonaceae. The record is from RefSeq and is a predicted model, not a curated record. The transcript has 6 exons. Gene Ontology annotation, cellular component: membrane. Gene Ontology annotation, molecular function: transmembrane transporter activity. Bases 1 to 1440 code for a protein of 479 amino acids. Gene Ontology annotation, biological process: transmembrane transport.